Molecule: messenger RNA, 2364 nt
Organism: Kazachstania africana CBS 2517
Lineage: Eukaryota; Fungi; Ascomycota; Saccharomycetes; Saccharomycetales; Saccharomycetaceae
Gene: HIS4
Product: trifunctional histidinol dehydrogenase/phosphoribosyl-AMP cyclohydrolase/phosphoribosyl-ATP diphosphatase
Exons: 1
Coding region: 1-2364 (787 amino acids)
Biological process (GO): L-histidine biosynthetic process
Cellular component (GO): cytoplasm
Molecular function (GO): phosphoribosyl-ATP diphosphatase activity; metal ion binding; NAD binding
Source: RefSeq, a predicted model, not a curated record
AUGACGUUCCCUAUUUUACCAAUAUUUGGGAAAGACAUUGACAAUGUUUUAAUAGACAAACCUUUUUUGAAAUUAGCUGGUCAAGCAGUAUUAGACGCCUCUGAAUUUGCGACAGACGCUGACAUCUUAGCUGCAGCUAAGAAAUGUAGUAACAACUUUAAAUCUAUUUCCAUUUUCUUGGAUUCUGUGGAACAAUUCAAUGAAAAAGAACUCAUAAAUAUUUUAAACAACGGAGUUGAUAAAAUUUACUCUAUUAAGCAAAUCACUUUUGAGUCUAUCCCGCCUAGUAGACUUGUUAGUAACAUCCCAACCGGCUUGGCUAGGGCAGAUGACAUGUCCCUCGAUGCCUUCAGUGAAGCUGUUUUAUCUAAGCUGAAGAGUGAUAGAAAGGAUGGAUUGUACACAACUCUGGUUGUUGACGAGGCCGAACGCUGCCUUGGUUUAGUAUAUUCCUCAAAGGAGUCAAUUGCAUUAGCUAUUAAGAAAGAACGUGGUAUUUACUUUUCAAGGUCUAGAAAUGAAAUUUGGGAAAAAGGUGCCACUUCAGGCAAUACUCAAAAAUUGAUCUCUGUUGACUUAGAUUGUGACUCUGAUGCUUUAAAGUUUAUUGUCGGUCAGGAUGGAGUCGGUUUUUGCCACUUAGAAACUGAAUCAUGCUUUGGAAAUUUCAGUUACGGUUUGGUCGAACUCGAGAAGACUUUAUUAAACAGGUUGAGUAAUGCUGUUGAAGGUUCUUAUACAAGACGCCUUUUCAGCGAUGAGGAACUGUUAAAUGCCAAAAUUAAAGAGGAAGCUGAGGAAUUGGUUGAAGCCAAGGGUAAAGAUGAAAUUUCAUGGGAGGCAGCUGAUUUAUUUUAUUUUAUAAUGACAAAAUUAGUUUCCUGUGGUGUUUCAUUAAAGGAUGUUGAAAAUAAUUUGAACAUGAAGAAUCUUAAGAUUACAAGAAGAAAAGGUGAUGCUAAACCUAAGUUUUUGAAGAAAAAAGAGGAUUCAAUUGUGGAAAAGAAAUUAAAAAUCGAUACUUCAAAGGAUGAACCCGUCUUUCUACAAGUGGUAGAAUCAAGUGAUAUCGAGGGUGUUCAAGGUGCAGUUACUAGACCAAUCCAAAAGACCUCUGAGAUUAUGCAUCUUGUCCAACCUAUUAUCGAGAAUGUCAAGACUAAUGGUGAUAAAGCCCUCCUUGAAUAUACAGAAAAGUUCGAUGGCGUGAAAUUAACAAGUACUUGUAUCGAAGCGCCAAUCCCUGAAGAAUAUUUCGAAGGUUUGACCGAUGAAAUGAAGAAUUCUUUGGAUCUCUCCAUUGAAAACGUUCGUAAAUUCCACGCUGCUCAACUACAAGAGGAACCUAUGGUUGUUGAAACUCAACCAGGCGUUGUUUGUUCAAGAUUUCCGAGACCAAUUGAAAGGGUUGGUCUCUAUAUUCCAGGUGGUACUGCUAUUUUACCGAGUACAGCAUUAAUGUUGGGGGUCCCGGCACAGGUUGCUGGCUGCAAAGAAAUUGUAUUUGCCUCACCUCCUUGUAAAUCGGAUGGGAAAAUUUCACCUGAAGUUGCGUAUGUGGCUUCAAAAGUUGGUGCAUCCAAAAUUGUUCUUGCCGGUGGUGCUCAAGCUGUUGCUGCGAUGGCGUAUGGUACCGAAUCUGUUCCAAAGGUUGAUAAAAUAUUAGGUCCAGGUAACCAAUUUGUCACAGCGGCUAAAAUGCAUGUACAAAACGAUACGCAGGCAUUAUGUUCGAUUGAUAUGCCAGCGGGUCCUAGUGAAGUUUUAGUUGUUGCCGAUGAAGAUGCAGAUGAGGAUUUUGUCGCCAGUGAUUUGCUUUCACAAGCUGAACAUGGUAUUGAUUCCCAAGUUAUUCUUGUGGGUGUAAAUUUGAGCAAAGCUAAGAUUGACAGAAUUCAACAAGCAGUUCACUCCCAGGCACUAGAAUUACCUAGAUUGGAAAUUGUGCGCAAAUGUAUCACUCACAGUACAAUAAUACUGUGUAAAAGUUAUCAAGAGGCAAUUGAAAUGUCGAAUAAGUAUGCUCCAGAACAUUUAAUCCUACAGAUCAAUAAUGCGAAUGACUACGUAAAGUUGGUAGACAAUGCCGGUAGUAUUUUUGUCGGUGCUUACACACCAGAAUCAUGUGGUGACUAUUCGAGUGGUACAAAUCAUACAUUGCCUACCUACGGUUAUGCAAGACAGUACAGUGGUUGCAACACUUCUACUUUCCAGAAAUUUAUCACUGCGCAAAGCAUUACGCCAGAAGGUUUGGAUAAAAUCGGCAGAGCAGUGAUGUGUAUUGCCAAGGUUGAAGGUUUAGAUGGACACAGAAAUGCAGUCAAGAUCCGAAUGAACAAAUUGGGCCUUCUACCAAAGGUCUGA